Molecule: messenger RNA, 784 nt
Organism: Rubroshorea leprosula
Lineage: Eukaryota; Viridiplantae; Streptophyta; Magnoliopsida; Malvales; Dipterocarpaceae
Source: the annotation of a GenBank genome assembly
CAAACACAUUUGGAAAAGCUCAGUUUCGGACAUGAACUACCAUUCCUCAGAGCCAGCCGUCGCAGGCCACUUGGUGGCGGUACCUUACCCCGGUCGAGGCCACAUCAACCCCGUUCUCAACACCUGCAAAUUACUGGUUUCAAAUUCCGACGACAUUCUCAUCACCGUCGUUCUCACCGAAGAAUGGCUGGACCUCCUCAGUUCCGAGCCCAAAACCGAUCGAAUUCAGUUCAUGUCGAUUCCAAACGUUGUCGCCUCGGAGAGAGUUAGAGGGGCCGAUAUCAGCGGCUUCGUGAAAGCUGUCUGGACGAAAAUGAAGGAUCCGUUCGAGAGGCUCCUUGACGGCCUUCAGCCGCCGGCUACUCUUAUUAUGGCUGACACUUUUCUCUUCUGGGCUGUUUCUAUCGCAAAUAGCAGGAAUAUUCCGGUGGUCUCCUUCUGGCCUAUGUCCGCCGCCAUGUUCUCGGAUGCUCAACACCAGCAUAUUCUGUUCCAGAAAAGCGGCCAUUCCCCUGUUAUCAUGUCAGGAAAAGAAGAUGCUCCUGCUAUAUUCAGCAGUGAACAACUGAAGAUUAUGUCUAAAUGCAACUUUUAAGUAAUCUUAACAAUGAGUGAUUGGACACAACCACAACCUUUUUCAAAUGGAUGCUUGUUUUACUUUCCUAGGAUCAAUACUUUUCACACCUUGGGUUUACAUUUUUCUUAUUUUCAAAAGGAAAAAGGAAUACUGAUUGAGGAAAAAUAUUUUAAAAUCAUAUUGUUUUAAUAAAGUAUCACAAAAAAA